Molecule: messenger RNA, 1329 nt
Organism: Babesia ovata
Lineage: Eukaryota; Apicomplexa; Aconoidasida; Piroplasmida; Babesiidae
Exons: 6
Coding region: 1-1329 (442 amino acids)
Biological process (GO): RNA 3'-end processing
Molecular function (GO): nucleotidyltransferase activity
Source: RefSeq, a predicted model, not a curated record
AUGCUGCUCGAGACCCAUUCGACGUUUCCGUCAGAAUUCAGCACUGGAGAGAGAUUGGAAUUGCUUGAAAUAUGCCACAAAAGCAAAUUGUGGCGGCACAGAGAAAUCGACAUCCUCAUGCUAGAGUUGUGGAAGAACAUUGGAAAGCUCAAACAAAGCGAUAUAUCGCUAUACCAUAAAAUAUGCAAAGAAAUAAGCGAUAACACGUGGUCACCAAACCCAGAUGAGGCAGGAAGAAACCAGCUAGCAAAAUACGAAUCGCAAUUCCUAUGGGACCUGACUGUGCUGCACAACCACACGCUCAGCCCUACCCUAGAGCAGUAUCGCAAAAAGCAGGAAUUAAUCAAAGCGCUGAAAAAAACGCUAGAACAUGCAGCCAAUGGCACGCUCCAUACUUUCGGAUCCUGCGAAAACGGGCUGUGGGUGCGCGGUAGCGACGUUGAUAUGUGUCUUGAAAUUCCAAACUGUGGCCACAAGAGGCAGUGGCUAUCCAAGCUUAACUUGAUACGCUCUACUCUGUCUGAUAACGACAUCAUAUCUAACAUAAGCAUCAUAUCGGCCAAGGUACCAAUUGCGAAGCUGUACAACCGACAAAACCACAACUUCUGCGAUAUAUCGAUCAACAACACGGUUGCACUCGAUAAUACGCAGUUCGUCAAGGCAAUGACGAAAAUCGAUUUCCGCGUGGUUAAAUUAGCGAGAUUCAUCAAGUACUGGGCGACGUGCAGGUGUAUUAACAACAGGGCACAAGGCACACUCAGCUCCUACACUCUCAUACUGCAACUAUUUUUCUUCCUACAGAACAGAUCGCCGCCGAUACUGCCUCUGUAUAAAGACAUAGAAAUCGUCGUUGACGAUCAGGAGCAGCGUGGGAGGUUCAUGACCGACACCAGGGAUAUUUUGGCGAAGUGCGAGUACCUGCAACAAAACACGGAAUCGAUAACGCAGCUGAUAUUCGACUUCUUCAAGUUCUACAGCGAUAAAAAAUUUCAGGGUGGAAGAGUCGGGGCGACUAUAGACCUCUACACCAAUGAGAUGACAGAGAACAACCUUGGGGUGUUGGUCAUGAAAUGCCCAAUAACGGGGAAAAAUGUGAAUCCUUUCACGAUUCGCAUGUGGCAAAGCAUAUACGGCGAAUUCAAGAGGGUGGAUGAGUGCAUCAAGGAUCAACGGCCCAUCGCGCAGAUUUGUAUAAAGUCCGACAAACCGCCACUGGAGACGGAGGCGGAAACGCAACGCAUUCACGCAUCUAUGAUCAGGGACAUAGUUAUGGCCGUGGCCGCUCCCAGAUCAAAGCCUCUAAGGGCACUGAGGAGGACCUUAUCGUAA